UAUCCACGAAUAUUGUACAUGAGAAAUUAAAUAUCACGACUAUAUAAUAACCAAUAUAUAUAUUUCAUAUCUAUAACUAACUUUAGUGACAUAGUAAUAGCCGCCAAACAAGACAAAGAAGAUGGUCUUAGUUAGCACUUCUGCAGUCACACGGGACUAUGACCGGAAAGCAGAGCUCACGGCGUUCGACGAAACCAAAACCGGCGUGAAAGGACUUGUAGAUGCCGGAGUUACAGAGGUCCCUCAGAUAUUCCGCCUACCUUCACCUCAAAACCAAAACUCCGAUCAAGAGCUUAAUCUUCCGACCAUCGAUCUCGAAGGAAUCAAUGAAGAUCCGAUCCGGCGAAAGGAGGUGAUCGAACAAGUGAAGGAUGCAUUGGAGAGUUGGGGGUUCUUUCAGAUGGUGAAUCAUGGUAUUCCGAUUAGUAUGUUGGAGGAGAUGACGAAAGGUGUGGUUGGGUUUCAUGAGCAAGAUAAUGAAGUGAAGAAGAAGUGGUACACCAGGGAUCAAAGUGGGAGGAGAAGGGUGGUUUACAACAGCAAUUUUGACUUGUAUUCUGCUCCGGUGACUAACUGGCGAGACUCUUUCUUGUGCACCAUGUUUCCUGAUCCUCCUCAACCAGAAGAGUUGCCAUCUCCUUGCAGGGAUAUUAUGUUGGAAUACUCAAGGCAAGUGAUGAAACUUGGAUCUUGUAUACUCAAGUUGAUAUCCGAGGCUCUAGGGCUCGACCCUAAUCACCUUUUAGACAUGGGAUGUGCUGAAGGGCUUGCUGUUCUCGGUCAUUACUAUCCUCCUUGCCCACAACCAGAGUUAACAAUAGGUACCAAUGACCACACUGACAAUGAUUUCAUCACGAUUCUUUUACAAGAUCAUGUUGGUGGGCUUAAGAUCUUUUAUCAAAAUCAAUGGACCGAUGUUCGCCCUAUACCCGGAGCUCUUGUAUUGAAUGCUGGAGAUCUUUUACAGUUAGUUACAAAUGACAAGUUUGUGAGUUCACGACAUAAAGUGAUGGCAAACAAGGUUGGUCCAAGGGUAUCGGUGGCAUCUUUCUUUAUGAAUUACCCGAAAAAUCCCACUAAGACCUUAAAGGUGCUUGAACCAAUCAAGGAAUUGCUUUCAGAAGAUAAUCCAGCCAAGUAUCGAGGCACAACUUUGAAAGAAUAUGUAGAUUACUACAGGGCAAAAGGACUUGAUGGCACUUCUGCUCUUCUUCAUUUCAAGAUCUAG
This is a messenger RNA of Lactuca saligna, 1228 nucleotides long. The record is from the annotation of a GenBank genome assembly. Lineage: Eukaryota; Viridiplantae; Streptophyta; Magnoliopsida; Asterales; Asteraceae.